AUGGCUGACGCUACAGAUGGUGUCAAGGUCCAGCUGACCGAGCUUCUUCGGCAUCCUGAAGAUCUAGACAAGAUCCCCUUCCUCAAGUCGGAGUUUGCGAGGAAGAAAGCCGUAAUUGAUGGCCAGCUCAAAGUUGAGCUCAAAGAGCAACUGGAGGUGACCCAGUCUGGAAUGAAUGCCAUUACUGAUGGGCAGCGAGUUGUCAAUCAGAUCAAGGAAGAGCUCAUGAAAAUCGACAAGCUGUGUGCCGAGUCACAAAACAUGAUUAGAGACUUUCCGAACAUCAAUGCUGUCUCCCAAGUCCAUAGAAAUUUUAGCCAGGUCGAGAUUAUGAAGGCAAACAUCGAAUCAUUUGACAGCCGCUUGGACGAUUUGUCAACACUUCUGCAUGAAGACGCGGAGGAUCUGGAGGUCCAGUCGAAUCUUCUGAAUAUACACUACGGAUUAACACAACUGAGAGACAUUAGAGACGAUGCAAUGGAUCAAAUCAAGCGUGCCUCGGACGAAUCGUUAGAAAAUACGUUGCGUAUUCAUUUUGAGCGUCUAGACGACAUUGUUGGCAUAUUCGAUGAACAUCUUGGACAAACGUGCAUGAAUCUCAUACCAUUGGUGCAAGGUGGAAAGACGAGUCUGGUGGUUAGACUGGCAGUCAUCAUUGAUGAGGAGGAGAAGGCAGAUAAGAAAGUCAAGACACUUCAAGACGCGCAAAGAGACUACAAGGACCUUGCGUCGCGCUUCAAAUCCAUGAAUAAUAGUGCCAGACAAGUCCGAGGAUACAAGGAGAAGUUUCUACAGGCCAUAGAACUUUUUGCCCAAAAUCAAUUUGAGGUGAUUGAAAACGAUUUUCUUGAAGAACCGGACAAGCUUUCCAAAUCCAUGAAAUGGUACUUCAACGAUCUUCUCGCUGUUCAGAAGGGCAUGGUAGAACUCAUGCCCAAGAAAUGGAAGAUCUUCAAAACCUACACCAACAUCUACCAUAACCUCAUGCACGACUGGCUCAUCAAGCGUAUCGACGAUCCUGAACUCAGCCCGCCGCAUAUGCUCAGCAUCAUCGACUGGGUAGAAAGGUACUAUGCUAAGAUGUCCAAACUGGGAUGCGCAGCUCCAGACCUCUCCCCUCAACUUCUCGACAACCGGGAAACAGAGCUCAUCCGCGAGUACCGCCAACUCAUCGUCAGAUCUGUUGAUGAAUGGAUGGACCGCAUGUUUGCUGCCGACAAGAAAUCCUUCCUCGAACGCCUCCCAGACUCGCUCGAUACCAACGAACACGGCUACUUCCGCACCAAGACACUUGGAGACAUGUGGCGUAUGUUGCGCGAGCAAUUGCUUGUCGCCGGCGAGUCUGGACGGACCGACGUAGCAGAGGGAGUUGUGGACUCUAUGUUUGCAGCCCUCAAAUCGCGACAAGCAAGCUGGCAGAAAAUGGUUGAUGAGGACGUGGCCCGGUAUCAAUCUCCUGCGUCCGAGCAGGAAGGGUUGCAUGUAUUGCAAGACUGGCUGCUAGCAAUAGCGAAUGACCAGAUCGCCUGCAUCGAUGAUAACGAGGAUAACGGACAGAUCAGCUAUCUGACUCGCUUCCAGCGCGAUCUGGACAUGAUAGUGAGCCCGCAAUACGUGAACGCGCGUUCGCACACAGAGACUGAGGACCUCAAGGAUGGGUUUGUAGAUCUAAGUACGCAUUGUAUCGCCACCUUUGUAAGCUUGAUUUUCACGGUCGAUUUCCGAACUGUGCUGCCCGAGUUCUUCACGCAGAAAUGGUACUCGGAAUUUGGGAUGAAGAGGAUAGUAACGACAUUCGAGGAUUAUCUGGGCGAUUAUCAAUCCGUGCUGCAUUCUUCACUUCUUGACGUCUUCAUCGAGGAAUUGGCCGAGGAGCUAAUCGUUCGCUAUUUACUUUGCGUGAGGAACAAAUCCGUCAAAUUCAAGCGUGGCGAUCCGUUCACGGAGAAAUUCAAAGACGAUGUCCUCACUGCUUUUGACUGGUUUAGCAAGUUCCCUAAUUUUGCGGAAAUCAAAACGAAGUGGAAAGUUGUGGAUUACUUGGUCAGGCUGCUGGAAGCUGACAAGGCGGAUGUGGUGGAGCUGUAUGCAGAAUUCAAGCGGGAGAAAUGGGAUUUGCAGAUGACGUGGGUGGAGAGCGUUUUAAGGACCAGGGAUGAUUAUGACAGGGGUCUGAUGAGUGCUGUUAAGCAGAAGGCAGGUGAAGUCUAUGUGGAGAGGGGUGGAGAGACUGUUAUGGGAAAGAUCAAGUGA
Messenger RNA from Bacidia gigantensis, 2253 nucleotides. RefSeq lists its product as uncharacterized. The transcript has a single exon. NCBI's taxonomy places the organism in Eukaryota, Fungi, Ascomycota, Lecanoromycetes, Lecanorales, Ramalinaceae. Gene Ontology annotation, molecular function: SNARE binding. Gene Ontology annotation, biological process: exocytosis; exocyst localization. Gene Ontology annotation, cellular component: exocyst. The coding region runs from base 1 to 2253 and encodes 750 amino acids. The record is from RefSeq and is a predicted model, not a curated record.